UUAGGGUUUUGUAUUCAUAUAUGUGUGUGUGAAUUGUUAGGGUUUUGUAUUCAUGUAUGAGUGGGUGAAUUGUUAGGGUUUUGUAUUAAUGUUUGUGCGUGUGAAUUGUUAGGGUUUUGUAUUAAUGUUUGUGUGUGUGAAUUGUUAGGGUUUUGUUAUGGUUUUUUUGAUAGGUUGCGGGGUUUAUGCGAGACGAACAGCUAGGGAUGGCCUUGCGUGGAGCCGAUUUGGUGAUCAUACUGGUUGGUGUUCCGAGAAAGCCUGGAAUGAGUCGUGAUGAUCUCUUCAACACCAAUGCUGGCAUCAUCAAGUCUCUCUGCUCUACCAUCGCCAAGUACUGCCAUAAUGCUCUGGUGAAUAUGAUAAGCAAUCCGGUGAAUUCGACAGUUCCGAUUGCAACCGAGGUAUUUAAGAAGGCUGGGACUUAUGAUGAGAAGAAGCUAUUUGGUGUGACUAUGCUUGAUGUUGUUAGGGCAAAGACCUUUUAUGCUGGGAAGGCGAAGGUCCCGGUGGCAAAUGUUAAUGUCCCGGUGGUUGGUGGUCAUGCUGGCAUAACCAUUCUUCCUCUCUUCUCACAUGCGACACCAAAAGCCAAUUUGUCAGAUGAAGAUAUUAAGGCUCUUACUAAGCGAACACAAGAUGGAGGAACUGAAGUUGUGGAAGCAAAAGCUGGAAAGGGAUCUGCAACAUUAUCAAUGGCAUAUGCUGGGGCAAUCUUUGCUGAUGCCUGCUUGAAGGGGCUUAAUGGAGUUCCAAAUGUCAUUGAAUGCUCUUUUGUGCAGUCAACCAUCACAGAGUUACCUUUCUUCGCCUCUAAGGUGAUUGGGUUGAACCUUCCUAUUUUUAAAAUCGUGAGGAUAUAUUAUUCAUGUAUGUUGAUGUGUAACAUAGGAACCUUUUUUAGAUAUAUCUUAUUUUUUUUAUAUUGUAUUACAAAAGGUGUUAUUUAUAUUUUUUGGGAAUACACAAAAAAUGUUAUUGAUAUGCUUGCAAUGCGAAGAUUUUUUAGAUAUAUAUUGUAUUUUUAUAUUAUAUUACAAAAGGUAAGGCUCGGAAAGAAUGGUGUGGAGGAAGUCCUUGGACUAGGUCCCCCAUCAGAUUAUGAGAAACAAGGUCUUGAAAGUUUGAUGCCAGAGCUCAAAACUUCAAUAGAGAAGGGAAUUAAGUUUGCCAACCAAUAG
This is a messenger RNA of Camellia sinensis, 1181 nucleotides long. Lineage: Eukaryota; Viridiplantae; Streptophyta; Magnoliopsida; Ericales; Theaceae. The record is from RefSeq and is a predicted model, not a curated record.